Seminavis robusta is the source of this 792-nucleotide messenger RNA. The record is from the annotation of a GenBank genome assembly. NCBI's taxonomy places the organism in Eukaryota, Bacillariophyta, Bacillariophyceae, Naviculales, Naviculaceae.
CAAUCCAACCUUCAGACCGCUUCAGCACGCAAAGCACAAAGCAAGCAACCUCACUCAAAGUCGCAUUUACCUCCAACCAAAAAAAUCAUGCUGUUCGGUAGCAAGAAGAAGAGCACAACUGCUCCGGUUGAAAACUCUGGCGUAACCGUCAUGAAAUUACGAGACAACAUUGCCAACCAAGAGAAGCGUGAAGCACACUUGAUGGCCAGAAUGGAACAGCUGACCAUUGAAGCCAAGCAGAAGAAGGCCAAGGGCGACAAACGAGGCGCUCUCUUUGCCAUGAAGAAGCGAAAACUUCACGAAAAUGAGCUGGCAAAGAUUGAAAAUGUCAAGAUGACACUGGAAACACAGGCCAUCAGCUUGGAGGGAGCCACUCAGAACAUUUCUACAUUUGACGCCAUGAAGACUGGAAACAGCGCCAUGAAGUCCAUCCGAAAGAUGUUUGGAGUGGAGAAGGUCGACCAACUAUUGGACGACACCAAGGACGAAAUGGAACUCCAACAAGAAGUGAACAUGGCUCUCACGCAACCCCUCGACCCGUACCUUGCAGACGACGAAGAUUUGCUGGCAGAGCUACAAGCCCUGGAAGCGGAAGAUUCCAAAGCGACCAUGUGGCCAGUGGCCCCUUCUCGUCCUGUCAAGACGCCUACCAAACAAGGGGCUCCUGAGCCCAAGAAGUCCAAAUCCAAGUUUGCUCUGUUCGCGUGAGGUAGCUUGUAGAACGAUUUCUUAGAUGACACACUCGUGGCUGAUAACAUAGAAAAUGUAAAGUAAUGGAUUGAGUUUGCACUG